CCUUUGGAUUUUCACACAAAGCUCAAGAAAUAAUACCAUGGGUUGGUGAUCGACGUGGUGGCUAUAAAUAGCGUGUCCUCCUUCUCACUAAACCACACACUUCCCCAAACCUCAUCCUCAUCUUCCUUCGAUCUCUUCUUCUUCCUUUCUCUGUGCCUUUAUAGAAUCAUGGGUGUGUUCACUUUCGAGGAGGAGCACGUCUCCGCCGUGGCCCCCGCUAGACUCUACAACGCUUCGCUCAAACACAGCCAUACCAUCCUCCCCAAGGUUAUCCCCGACAUUAAAAACGUCGAGCUCCUCGAAGGAACCGGCGGCCCUGGAAGCGUCAUCAAAGUUUCCUCCGUCGACGAAGGUGGGAACCCCAGAUACGGAUUGCACAAGGUGGAAGUGGUUGAUGAGGCGAGCUAUGUUUACAACUACAGCAUAGUGGAAGGCAACAUAUUGAUGGAGCCUGUGGAGAAGAUCUCGUUCGAGACCAAGAUCGUGGAGGGCUCCGCCGGCGGAUCAGUGAUCAAGGUGGUGAUCAAGUACCACACCAAAGGAGAUGCGUCGCCGCCGGAAGAGAUGCUCAAGACCGGCAAGGAGAAGGGAGCACAUCUCUUCAAGUCCCUCGAGGGCUACAUCGCCGCCAACCCCGAUCUCUGCUAGAAUCUUACAUGAAGCAAAUUAAAGCAAUCAUUAAUAAUAAAGUGGAGAUGGAUCCAUAUAUAUGAUGUUGAAAACCAAUCUUAUGUGUGUUUUUACUCAUCGCCCAUUCGCCCCAUCCUUAAAAUUGUGGGGCUUCUGAGGCUUACCAGUCGUGUGUGAGUGUUCUGUUUUGUCUUCGUAUUUUGUUGUGAGUGAUUAUUGGUUUUGAAGUGUUCAUUAUACUUGGUACUUUUGCUUGUAUUUUGUAAUAUGUAAAUCCAAAUUAAAUAACAACAGCAAUUUCACUUCAUUAAA
Molecule: messenger RNA, 942 nt
Organism: Neltuma alba
Lineage: Eukaryota; Viridiplantae; Streptophyta; Magnoliopsida; Fabales; Fabaceae
Product: class-10 pathogenesis-related protein 1-like
Exons: 1
Coding region: 169-648 (159 amino acids)
Biological process (GO): defense response; abscisic acid-activated signaling pathway
Cellular component (GO): nucleus; cytoplasm
Molecular function (GO): abscisic acid binding; protein phosphatase inhibitor activity; signaling receptor activity
Source: RefSeq, a predicted model, not a curated record